GUGUUGUUUCCUGGCCGACUGUUUUUGAGAGCGGACCGCUCAUCCGGUGGGCUUCUCUCGCACCGUGGGGACCAUCGACGGUGGCCUGGAAGGGACCUUCCGAUGGAGGAAGAGGAGGCGAGAGAUUUUGAUGAACCUUGUGCAAAAUGUAUUUCUGUCGACUGGGGUGUUACAGAAGAAGGAAAAUUUUACUGCAGAUCUUGCCACACGGUCACAGAAAGAACUCGAGAAGUUAUAACUGGUGACGUUGCUUCAAAUGCUAGAGCACAAUCGCUUUGUAGAGGACUAAAAAAGAGGAGGAAGUUUGAUAAAGGCUGGGAAUGGUAUAUCUGUGAAGGCUUUCAGUAUAUACUCCAGAAGCAAGGUGAAGCUCUGCAGUCCUUAGGAGUUUCUUCACACAUAAAGGAUGAAGUUUUGUAUAAUCUGUGGCGAAGAUACCUUCAGAAGAGCAAGCUGGCUUUUUGUAAGAAGCCUGUCAGUGCUCGUACUCCUGAGAUUUUGUCAAGCACAGAUACUGAAGCAGAGACAGAGACUGACAUUCCUGAAAUUCUUCGCUUGGCUUCCUCUGCAAGUGAUACAGAUAUAGAUGCUGUGUCUUGUAUUACAGGUGGUUCUUCUGCAAGCAAGAUGUCAAAAACAUCAGUCUGGUCUGGAUCUGUGGAUGGUACCUUAUAUUUAGGAAGAAGAAAAAAAGGGGAUAUGAGAAUGUCCAUGCCAAUGACUUUGGCUUUUUGCUCUUUAGCAUUGCUCUGGCUGAGAGAAUCAAUAACACUAUCAGAUCUCUUAAGGUUUGUAAUGGAUGGUUACAUUCCUUACUUGAAUACUUAUAAAGAUUUCCCAGAAGAGAUGAAGGUAUACGGGGCUGACCUCAAGAUCUUUAAUGUGACUUCCUGGCCUACAUAUGAAGAUGUCCACAAAAAAUUGCAUGACCUUGCAAAAUACAUCGAGCUGCCAUGUUUUCCAGAUAUAUCAGAGAGCUGCUUCCUUCAUCCAAACAUUCUUUGUAUGAAGUACUUGAUGGAAGUUAACUUACCUGAUGAUAUGCACAACUGGACAUGUAGAGUGAUUAAAAAAACUGGCAUUGGUGAAAUAGACUUCCUGAAGUUACAGCCUGGAAAGAAAUCACCCGAAAGAGUGAAAUAUGACAUUCUUGCUGUAGCCACUGUUAUAGUGGUGCUCAAAAUCCUGUUCUUUUUGGAUGACAAGUAUGAGUGGCAACUGGCAGACAUUGCUAAAGAGAAGAACAAGGACAACAAAGAAGGAUCUCCAGUCUUUGAUAUUGAAAAAUGGUAUGGAGUUAUAAAGAACACUCUGGAUAUCGAACAGAAGAAAUUUAAUGAAGAAAGGAUCAGACGUUUAUGGAGAUGUGAGAAACCGGUAUUCUUUUCAGCAACAAAAAAGCAUAUAGUUCACAAAAGGCAUCAAAUGGUAGUGAACCUUCAAAAGCAAUUCCGUACACUGUCCGGCUCCACACAGCCUCCUGAGAAGCAAAAACCUUCAGCGUUCCAGCUGAAUUGGACUGAAGAAAGUACUGACAAGCCCUGUUUUUAUGAGCACAGCCUUGCUGGCAUUUUGCAGCAAAAAUGUGCUGCAUUUCCAGCUCUGAACAAAAACUAUUGGUUUGGCACUACUAAGCUGUGCACAAUGAACUGUGGUAAUUUGUCACACUACAAAGAAUCAGACUUCCCCCAUACCUACCGAUUUGUGUUAGGUCUGUUCUCCUUCCUUCUGCGAGUGCAGCCUUCUCUCAUCCACGAGGAAGUAUGUAUAUUGGAGCAUAAACUUUUUAAUUCAAAACUUUCUAAUAAAACCACUGUGUUCAAAACCUCCAGAAAGUGAAUGCAUCUUGAGGGAACGGAGUCCUGUAAUAACUGAAAUGCUGUAGGUGAAAUAGGUGGAACGGUCCAUACAAAAUGAGAAAUUGCAGCUGGGAAGAUAUUUUCACCUAAUCUUUUUUUCUUGCUAUUCCGUACCAAUGAUGUUAUAAAAUUUUGUUUUCGUUCAGUAUUGCCUUUUUUAUUGAAAAUAAAAUAUGUAAAAAUGUGCUCUAAUAUAUUGACUUGUCACACUUUUGUAAUUUUUUUCUAAAGAUAAAAAUUAAAAAAAUAUUGUUUUUCAA
This is a messenger RNA of Anolis sagrei ordinatus, 2119 nucleotides long. It is a transcript of the gene TAF1B, whose product is annotated as TATA-box binding protein associated factor, RNA polymerase I subunit B. Gene Ontology annotation, cellular component: RNA polymerase I core factor complex; RNA polymerase transcription factor SL1 complex. The record is from RefSeq and is a predicted model, not a curated record. NCBI's taxonomy places the organism in Eukaryota, Metazoa, Chordata, Lepidosauria, Squamata, Anolidae. Gene Ontology annotation, molecular function: RNA polymerase I core promoter sequence-specific DNA binding. Gene Ontology annotation, biological process: RNA polymerase I preinitiation complex assembly; nucleolar large rRNA transcription by RNA polymerase I.